GGCAGGCGCCGGACCCCCAGGCGGAGCGACAGGUCUCGGGCCCUCAGGCGGAGCGGCGGGCGCCGGACCCCCAGGCGGAGCGACAGGUCUCGGGCCCUCAGGCGGAGCGGCGGGCGCCGGACCCCCAGGAGGAGCGACAGGUCUUCGGGCCUCAGGCGGAGCGGCGGGCGCCGGACCCCCAGGCGGAGCGGCGGGGCACCGAGGACACCAGGCACGACAGUGGGCUCCGAGUCAACUGGUAUGACCGCAGGCACUGGGUCAGACAUUGGAUGGUUGGCCUGGACAGCGGGCAAUCGGGUCACCAGGCAUCAGGUCAUUUGGCUCGACAGCGGGCACCGCGUCAUCUGGCAAGGCAGUGGGCUCGAGUCAACUGGCAUGACCGCGGGCACCGGGGCAGACAUUGAAUCGUUGGCUGGGACAGCGGGCAUCGGGUCACCAGGCAUCAGGUCAUUUGGCUCGACAGCGGGCACCGCGUCAUCUGGCAAGGCAGAGGUCUCCGAGUCA
This is a messenger RNA of Staurois parvus, 504 nucleotides long. NCBI's taxonomy places the organism in Eukaryota, Metazoa, Chordata, Amphibia, Anura, Ranidae. The record is from the annotation of a GenBank genome assembly.